AUGGUCCACAGUAACGCGUGUUCACUAGCCCUGUAUUCCGAGGUGGUGCCGGCGUCUGGCGGCAUCACGCUUAGCGUCGCGUCGCUGGUCGCCCGCGGCACCGGGCAGCGCAGUGUGACGCUGGCGUCUAGGUUCUGGUUGAUGCUGCAGAACACGUUGAUGGUGACGCUCGCCUGCAUUGACGUUAACUGUGUGGCGGCUCCAACUACCGAGUCCUUGUUUAAUUCAAUCGCCGCCUUCACCUUAAACGGCAGCACCGCGCUUCCUGACAUGCGGUAUGUCAUGAGCGUGAACUCGCCCUCCAUGGGCGUGAACGAGAGCACGCGCGACUUCUCGAACUCCGAGGUGUCGACGCUCUGGUGCAGGUUGCAGAAGUCCAGCACCGGCACGUUUGGCACCUUUCCGCGGCGGCUGUUGAUCACGAUUCCCUCGUUGAGCGCCAGCUUGACCGGCGGCGACCCCCGCAGAAAGCUCUUGACUUGGAUGUGCCCAUCGACGGUGACACUCCUGUAUGUCUCGUCGGCACCCAGGACCGCCGACAGCUUCUCCACGACGUCCACAAAUAUCUCGCUGCCACGCGUAGAACCGCCCGCGAGCGGUCGCUGCGAGACCACGCUGGGCAGCGUCAUCGGGUACGCCAAAGCGUUGGAACGCAUUCCCACCUGCCGCAACUUUACGAAUGCCGGUGCCAAACUCACCACUGGCCGCGAGUGCGUUGCGGGCAUGACCGCCACAUUGUAG
Messenger RNA from Babesia bigemina, 741 nucleotides. RefSeq lists its product as hypothetical. The record is from RefSeq and is a predicted model, not a curated record. Lineage: Eukaryota; Apicomplexa; Aconoidasida; Piroplasmida; Babesiidae. The transcript has a single exon. The coding region runs from base 1 to 741 and encodes 246 amino acids.